Molecule: messenger RNA, 9232 nt
Organism: Callithrix jacchus (white-tufted-ear marmoset)
Lineage: Eukaryota; Metazoa; Chordata; Mammalia; Primates; Cebidae
Source: RefSeq, a predicted model, not a curated record
CCAGGGGCUGGGUGGGAAGGGGGGCUUGGGCGGGAUUGUGACAUAAGAUCACCCUGGUAACAUGGAGCAGAACUGGACCCAAUGCUAAUAAAGGUAGUGUAAAUAAAGGUGUCAUAAAGGAUGGGGCGGGGCACGUGCUUGUCAGGGACACCAGCCUCUAGGGUCUGCCAGAAUGGUUCCUGCUCAAUGCACAGAACCAGCGCUUCUCAUGUCUGGGCUAAGUCUCUGGGCCCUAUGGCCCUUCCUCACGUGGCUAAUAGUCCAGGAGGCUCAGCCUCUGGAGUGGGUCAAGGACCCGCUCCAGCUGACCUCUAACCCCCUGGGGCCCACUGAGCCCUGGUCUUCCCGCUCCUCCAAUCUCCCAUGGGAAUCUCUCCAUGGGCUUAGUUCCCCGGCAGACCCGGGGGGCUUUGAUUACCUGGGGUCCUCUGCUUCCUCCCAGAGGUCAGCCCCGCCCAAGGAAUUGACUGAUAAUUUGGUUGAAUUUCUGGACCCAGAGUCAGCUGGAGAGCUGCCCCCCGGGCCCGAGCACUUCUCGUCUGCACACCCGGAUCUGAAUGACAGGCUGACUCGGCAAGAAAGGCUCCCAAAGGAUAUUCUGUAUCCCGGCAGCCUGCCUCCAGAACUCCAGGUGAACUUGGAUGAGCCUCCAGGUCCUCCUAUGGAGCCUGAACUUUCCCCCAGUGAGCAGGAGCAGCCAACUCAGCCUUCUGAAUCUUCUGGGGAGCUUGAACCUUCUCAGACCCAGGAGGACACCCUAGCUCAGCCUCCAGAAGAGAUGGAACCUUCUGCAAUCCAAGAGGAGACCCCAACUGAGCCUCCAGGUCCUCCUAUGGAGACUGAACUUUCCCCCAGUGAGCAGAAGCAGCCAGCUCAGCCUUCUGAGUCUUCUGGAGAGCUUGAAUCUUCUCCAGCCCAGCAGGAAGCCACAGUUCAGGCUCUAGAGCCCCCUAAGGAGGUAGAACCUUCAAGCCAGCAGAUGGUCCCAGCUCAGCUCCCAGAGCCAUCUAAGGAGGUUGCAGCUCAACCUCCAGCUCAUUAUGAGGUGACAUUUCCAACACCAGGUCAGGAUCAAGCUCAGCAUUCAAUGUCAUCCAGCGUUACAGUUCAACCAUUGGAUCUGGGACUUACCCUAACUCCAGAACCCAGUACAGAGGUUGAACAUUCUACACCCCUGAAGACUAUAGUUCAUUCAAAGCACCCUAAGGUGACACUUCCACAUCCAGACCAUGUUCAGACUCAGCAUUCAAACCUGACUCAAACCACAGUUCAACCUUUGGAUCUGGGGCUUACUUUCACUCCUGAAUCCACUACAGAGGUUGAACCUUCCACAGCCCUGACGACUACAGCUCCUCCUCCAAAACAGCCUGAGGUGACACUUCCACCUUCUGACAAGGGUCAGACGCAGCAUCAAAACCUGACUGAAGUCACACAUCCACCUACUGAACUAGAACCUACUCAGGAUUCACUGGUGCAGCCUGAAACUUACGCCCAAAAUAGGGCUUUAACUGUACGGAAAGAACAGGCCUCCACAAGCACCAACAUAUGUGACCUCUGUACCUGCAGAGAUGAGACGCUGUCGUGUAUUGCUCUCAGCCCGAAGCAGAGGCUCCGCCAUGUGCCUGUGCCAGAGCCGAACACCUACAAUGGCACCUUCACUAUCUUGAAUUUACAAGGAAACUAUAUUUCUUAUAUUGAUGGAAAGGUAUGGAAGGCAUACCAUUGGACCGAGAAACUAAUUCUCAGUGAAAAUUAUUUGACUGAAUUAUGUAAGGAUUCAUUUGAAGGCCUGCUAUCCCUGCAGUAUUUAGAUUUAUCCUGCAAUAAAAUACAGUCUAUUGAAAGACAUACAUUUGAAUCACUACCAUUUUUACAGUCUAUAAAUCUUGGUUGCAAUUUACUCACAGAACUGAGCUUUGGAACAUUUCAGGCCUGGCAUGGAAUGCAGUUUUUACACAAUUUAAUUCUCAGUCGCAAUCCUCUGACAACUGUCGAAGAUCCAUAUUUGUUUAAAUUGCCAGCAUUAAAAUAUCUAGACAUGGGAAAAACACAAGUUCCACUUACAGCAGUUAAGAACAUCCUCAUGAUGACUCUUGAAUUGGAAAAACUGAUCUUACCUAGCCAUAUGGCCUGCUGCCUCUGCCAAUUUAAAAAUAGCAUUGAGGUUGCCUGCAAGACAGUCAAGCUGCAUUGCAACAGUGCAUGUCUAACAAACACCAAAAAUUGUCUUGAAAAAGCAUCUAUAGUGAAUCCCGAAGGAGCGUUCAUGAAGGUGUUACAAGCCCGGAAGAAGCACACGAGCACUGAGCUGACUAUUGAGCCAGAGACACCCUCAGACAGCAAAGGCAUCAACUUGUCAGGCUUUGGGAGUGAGCAGCUAGACAUCAAUGAUGAAAGUGAUGUUAUCAGUGCACUAAAUUAUAUCUUGCCUUAUUUCUCGGCGGGAAAUCUAGACGAUGGGGAGGCAAUGUUGUUACCGUUCAUUAAACUGCUUUUUUCAGGUUCACAAGAUGGUGACAGGCCCCUGGGUAUUUUGAAAAACAAUAUAAAGAGCCUCUCUCUUCAACCUGCAUCCAACAACUCAACUUACAAAAAUAAAUUGAGAAAGCUGUAUUUUCUGGAAAAUGUGUUGGAUGCAAAAAUUCAAGAAAAAAUCGAUGAGGUUAAAAGGGAAGAAAAAACUGCCAUGCUUGUACAGUCCAGGCUUUUAGGUCCCAAAUUUAAAAGGCCAAUUUUUGGGACCAAAUUAGAAACUGCCCAACCACAGGAAAACAGCCUGGCAAAAAUUCAAAGUGUAGGGAAAAGCCUGGAGAGAGCAAACACAGUCCUCAUGGGCCCAGGGAGCAUCCAGAAAAGGCACUUCAAAGAGGUGGGAAAGCAGAGCAUCAGGAGGGAACAGAGUGCCCAGGCAUUUGUGGAAAACACUGCCAAAGGAAAAAGUCUUGGGAGUGCAGCCCCAAGGGAACUGGAACAGCCUCACCUGGUGCAGAGGCCCAAGAAGUUAGUGGGAAACACCAUCUACACCAAGCCUUUGUUGACCCAAGAGCAUAAGACAGGGGUCUCCUCUUUGCUGAAACCCUUCUCCAUGGGCAGGCCCUCCGCCUCCACAUCUGCAAAAGCCCAAUUUGAGAUCAAAAACAGUCUAAAGGCUCUGUUCUCUGCAGCAAAGAGCCUCAUAAAUUCCCCUUCAGAAGGGGCUUCUUCAUCUCAAGAAAAUUAUUUUCGAAAACUUUUUGCUCCUUCCAUUGAAACCGCUAUGCCAGAAGGCACCAUCUCUGAAGACACAACAUACAAUAAUCCUCCUGAGGCAGAUUCCACUGGAACUGCGUUCAACCUUGAGCCAACUGUUAAACAAAUCCGUGAAAUAAAAUGGGAAUACAAUGACUUGGGCACUGACCUGUUUCCCAAGCCCAAAAACAAUUACCCAUUGCUCUCAUCCCCAGGUGAUCAGUUUGAAAUGCAGCUAAACCAGCAGCUACGGUCCCUCAUCCCUGACAACAACGUGAGAGGGCUCAUAUCUCAUGUUAUCCGGACCUUGAAGAUGGACUGCUCUGAGACCCAAGUGCAAUUAGCCUGUGCUAAGCUCAUCUCCAGGACAGGCCUCCUGAUGAAGCUUCUCAGUGAACGGCAAGAAGUAAAGGCAUCCAAGGCAGAAUGGGAUACGGACCAGUGGAAAACCGAGAACUAUAUCAACGAGAACACGGAAGCCCAGAGUGAACAGAAAGAGCAGAGGUCAAGUGAGCACACUAAAGUUGUUCCAGGAUAUGGCUUCAGCAACAUACUCAUCCUGGCAGUAUCUGUGACUGUAAUUGUAACAAUUAUAAUCAUCAUUUUCUGUCUCAUUCAGAUAUACCGUCAUAGAAGGGCACCAAAGGACGAUGAAGAAGCAUUCCGAAGGGGCAUUUCCAGAUGUCUGCCACACAGGACAUCCUCACCGAAAAGUAUGACUCAGGGUAGCUUUUUCUUAAGACGGCCGCUCUGGCUUAGGGAUAUUACAGCUGGCCCUCCAUAUCUGCAGGUUCCUCAUCCAUGGAUUCAACUAACCAUGGAUGGAGAGUAUUUGGAAAAACAUUGGUCUGCCUCCUUUACCUACUCAAGAAACCCCUUCACCAUUAAUUUAUUGUUCUGUGUUUUUAUCUAUAGGAUCUUACCUAGCCAUAUGGCCUGCUGCCUCUGCCAAUUUAAAAAUAGCAUUGAGGUUGCCUGCAAGACAGUCAAGCUGCAUUGCAACAGUGCAUGUCUGACAAACACCAUACAUUGUCUUGAAAAAGCAUCUAUAGGGAAUCCCGAAGGAGCAUUCAUGAAGGUGUUACAAUCCCGGAAGAAGCACACCAGCACUGAGCUGACUAUUGAGCCAGAGACACCCUCAGACAGCAAUGGCAUCAACUUGUCAGGCUUUGGGAGUGAGCAGCUAGACAUCAAUGAUGAAAGUGAUGUUAUCAGUGCACUAAAUUAUAUCUUGCCUUAUUUCUCGGCAGGAAAUCUAGACGAUGGGGAGGCAAUGUUGUUACCGUUCAUUAAACUGCUUUUUUCAGGUUCGCAAGAUGGUGACAGGCCCCUGGGUAUUUUGAAAAACAAUAUAAAGAGCCCCUCUCUUCAACCUGCAUCCAACAACUCAACUUACAAAAAUAAAUUGAGAAAGCUGUAUUUUCUGGAAAAUGUGUUGGAUGCAAAAAUUCAAGAAAAAAUCGAUGAGGUUAAAAGGGAAGAAAAAACUGCCAUGCUUGUACAGUCCAGGCUUUUAGGUCCCAAAUUUAAAAGGCCAAUUUUGGGGACCAAAUUAGAAACUGCCCAACCACAGGAAAACAGCCUGGCAAAGAUUCAAAGUGUAGGGAAAAGCCUGGAGAGAGCAAACAGCGUCCUCAUGGGCCCAGGAAGCAUCCAGAGAAGGCACUUCAAAGAGGUGGGAAAGCAGAGCAUCAGGAGGGAACAGAGUGCCCAGGCAUUUGUGGAAAACACUGCCAAAGGAAAAAGGCCCGGGAGUGCGGCCCCAAGGGAAGUGGAACAGCCUCACCUGGUGCAGAGGCCCAAGAAGUUAGUGGGAAACACCAUCUACACCAAGCCUUUGUUCACCCAAGAGCAUAAGACAGGGGUCUCCUCUUUGCUGAAACCCUUCUCCAUGGGUGGGCCCUCUGCCUCCACCUCUGCAAAAGCCCAAUUUGAGAUCAAAAACAGUCUAAAGGCUCUGUUCUCUGCAGCAGAGAGCCUCAUAAAUUCCCCUUCAGAAGGGGCUUCUUCAUCUCAAGAAAAUCGUUUUCGAAAACUUUUUGCUCCUUCCAUUGAAACUGCUAUGCCAGAAGGCACCAUCUCUGAAGACACAACCUACAAUAAUCCUCCUGAGGCAGAUUCCACUGGAACUGCGUUCAACCUUGAGCCAACUGUUAAACAAACCCCUGAAAUAAAAUGGGAAUACAAUGACUUGGGCACUGACCUGUUUCCCAAGCCCAAAAACAAUUACCCAUUGCUCUCAUCCCCAGGUGAUCAGUUUGAAAUGCAGCUAAACCAGCAGCUACGGUCCCUCAUCCCUGACAACAACGUGAGAGGGCUCAUAUCUCAUGUUAUCCGGACCUUGAAGAUGGACUGCUCUGAGACCCAAGUGCAAUUAGCCUGUGCUAAGCUCAUCUCCAGGACAGGCCUCCUGAUGAAGCUUCUCAGUGAACGGCAAGAAGUAAAGGCAUCCAAGGCAGAAUGGGAUACGGACCAGUGGAAAACCGAGAACUAUAUCAACGAGAACACGGAAGCCCAGAGUGAACAGAAAGAGCAGAGGUCAAGUGAGCACACUAAAGUUGUUCCAAAAUAUGGCUUCAAUAACAUACUCAUCCUGGCAGUAUCUGUGACUGUAAUUAUAACAAUUAUAAUCAUCAUUUUCUGUCUCAUUCAGAUAUACCGUCAUAGAAGGGCACCAAAGGAUGAUGAAGAAGCAUUCUGAAGCUACUCGGGAGGCUCAGGCAAGGAGAAUUGCUUGAACCCAGGAGGCAGAGGUUGCAGUGAGCCGAGAUCACACCACUGCACACCAGCAUGGGCGACAGAGCAAGACUCCAUCUCAAAGAAAAAGCCAAGACUAGAGAUCCUUGCACCGCUAGGCUCCCAAAGUCUGGAUUCCAAGCAUCUCCAGGUUCCUAUUUUGGCAUAUUUAUAUAAUUUUUAUGCUUAAUUAAAAAAUACAUUUUAUGUAUCUGAAAUGUGUACAUGUUUUUUGGAGACAGGGUCUUGAUUUGUCACCCAGGCUGGAGUGCAGUGGUACAUUCAUAGCUCACUGUAGCCUCAAGCUCUUGGGCUCAAAAGAUCCUCCUGCUUCAGCCUCCAGAGUAGCUGGGGGGCUACAGGCAUGCACCACCAUACCCAGCUACAAAUCUUAUUAUUCCCAAAUGCUACCCCACCAUAUUCUAAAAACUCCCAAGAGUAAUAUUCUACUUUGCCCAGUUUGUCCUCAACUGAGCAGUUUUGGCUGAGCCCAGAGUUUCUGCUGGGCCAGCCUGUGGAUGAGCUGUGUCUCCCAGGCUGGUAUCCAUCCCUGCCUGUUGCCUGGGAGAGGGAGGGGCGCCCAGAGUCAGGUGGAACAAAACAUGACUGCCUAGGACUGCCCCUGUCUCCAUCUCACUGACGGCAAACCAUGGCUCAGAGGGCCAGCUCUUAAGUGAGACCUGAGUGCCAGAGAGAGGUGGACGCAAGGCCAACAGCUACCAAAUGAAUGAAAAUUCUGAUUCCAAUUAAACCUGCCAGAGAAAUAAAGCACUUGUGAAAAGAUAACGAAAUAAGGUGAUGUCUGAUUAGGGUAAACAUGAUGCAGACAAGAAAUGCAGCAGUUCAGAGGAGGGAAUGUCAGGCCGCCUGGGAAGAGUCCUUGAAAAAGACAGAAUGUGCCAGAUGCUGUGCCUGGUGCUGGGAAAGAGUUGACUAGGACAGCAUCCCUCUCAAAGGGCUCCUAGACUGGGGGGAGGAACGGACAUCUGAAUACAUCCUGAGUAGACAGCAUGAGACGGCAUAGUGGCAGUGGAGUCAAGCGUGGUUCUGCUCUCGGUCAGCUAGAAAGGAGUAGAUGUAUGGGUUAGCUUAGAAGAAGGGACGUGGAAAACAAGGUUUCUGAGCUGACAAGAGGAAGGAGAGGCCUUCUAGACGGGACUCUACAAAGGCAGAGAACCCCUAAGCAGAGUGAGCAUCAACCUCCACAGGUUAAGGGCUCAGUCACACAGGACCACCCCCACAUCAGAUCCCAGUUGCAAGGCCAGGCAUCACCUAUGCAUCUGACCAACUGGCUAUAAAUUGGAGGUCCCCACAACUCCCUCCUCAGGUUCGACCAUUUGCUAGAGCAGCUCACAGAACCCAGGAAAACAGUUUAUCUACUGUUACUGAUUUAUUACCAAGGAUACAUUAAAGGAUACAAAUGAACAGCCAGAUGAAUAACACAGGGUGAGGUCUGGAAGGGUCCUUGUGGAGUUGGGGUGCACCCUCCUCCUGGCACUUUACAAACUUUUGGGUAGGCGUUUGGGUGUCUGAGGCUUUGCAAAAGAAGAAGGUGGGAGUCCACGGUGGAGUCACAUGGUGAAGACCUGGUUAAGUCAGAAACCUGGAGAGGUGUCAUUCUAGCUGGGCAGCAGUUGACACACAACCUUCCUCUGAGUUGAUUGGAGAAGCACUUGGGAUUGACCCAAAGUUUGUUCUCAAAUGUUCUCACUGGAAUGAAAGCUGAGUGGUCUGCAGGCCAUAUAGUAUUGAAGAAAACAGCCAUCAUUGAAAACGGCUGCCAGAGUAAAGGUAUCUACAGGGAAACUUAGGGGUUGGUUUGUUUUGUUUUGUUUUUCUUGAGAUGGAGUUUCACUCUUAUUGCCCAGUCUGGAGUGUAAUGGCACGAUCUUGGCUCACUGCAUCUUCUGCCUCCUGGGUUCAAGCAAUUCUCCUGCCUCAGCCUCCCUAGUCUGGGAUUAUAGGCAUGCGCCACCACCCCAGCUAAUUUUUGUAUUUUUAGUAGAAAUGGGGUUUCACCAUGUUGCUCAGGCUGGUCUAGAACUCCUGACCUCAGGUGAUCCACCCACCCAGCCUGUUUUGGGGUGUGUGUGUGUGUGUUUGGAGACAGUCUCACUCUGUCGCCCAGCCUGGAGUGCAGUAGCGUGAUCUUGGCUCACUGCAACCUCUGCCUCCCAGGUUCAAGUGAUUCUCCUGCCUCAGCCUCUUGAAUAGUUAGGAUUACAGGCACCCACCACCACACCCGAAUACUUUUUAUUUUUAUUUUUUGUAAAAACAGAGUUUCACCAUGUUGGCCAGGCUGGUCUUUAACUCCUCACCUCAAGUGAUCCACCCACCUUGGCCUCCCAAAGUGCUGGGAUUACAGGCGUGAGCCACUGUACCCCACCAGGAAAUUCAGUUUCUGAAAAUACACCUGUGGAUCUCUAGCCGUGAAUAUCCUUGGAGGCUGCUUUAAAUGGCUGAUCCUCAAUGCCUCCCUUCUAACUCACAUGCCUGCUCUCCUAUAUGAAUCUCCCAGAAAAGGGGACCUCUUUUAUUCCUUUUUUUUUUUUUAAAGAUGGGCCUCACUUUUUUCCCCAGGCUGGUUUUGAACUCCCGGCCUCAAGUGAUCCUCCCGCCUUGGUCUCCCAAAGUACUGGGAUUACAGACGGGAGCCCCGCGCCCAGCAAAGCCUCUAUUAAGCCCUUGUGUGCUCACUCUGCGGUACUGCAGAGAGAGCGGGAAGGGAGCAGAGGUGCGCCGGCGUCUUCAGCUGGAAGUGAGCAGGGGGCUGAGGGUGGGAGAGGCCGGGAGCCUGGGGACGGGAGGAAGGACCGCAUCUUCACAGGGACGCCACCCCGACCCUGGAGGUCAGGACCUCGCCUAGCUCUGGCUCUGAGGUCCUGGAGGAAAGAGAUGGUGUUGCGACUCAGAAGAUCGGGGGAGGGCCAUCCCCAUUUGAGAAGAGUGAACAUCCCGAGCCUGAAGCAGAAGCGGAACUGGUUGGAGCCAAGGCUUUAGAGGUGGCGCUGGGAAGAGGGUCUGGCGCCGCCCUGUGGACCGUUUGGGGCUCGCCAGGCUGAAGGCUCCUAAAACCACAACCUGCGAACCAGAGUGAGGUUCCACGCGGAUGGGCCGCAGCCCCGGCCGGAGCCCCCACACUGGCCCUGGACUUCUCCACCGCCUUACGGCAGGAGAGCUCAAUAAGCUCCUUAUUUAACGCACUGUUGUAUCAGGUCCCUGUCGCAGCCGCUGGCCCUAUAGCCUAAUGAAGGAGCGGGUGCAUGCA